CUCGCUCCUUUCCUCGCGAGAAACGAGUAGCUCAUGCUCGCUGCAGGGGUCGGAGGUCAGGGCGAGCGUCUCCCGGGCCGAAGGAGGAAGAUGGCGGUGGAAUCGCGCGUUACCCAGGAGGAGAUUAAGAAGGAGCCCGAGAAGCCGAUCGACCGCGAGAAGACCUGCCCGCUCCUGCUGCGGGUCUUCACCACCAACAACGGCCGCCACCACCGCAUGGACGAGUUCUCCCGCGGGAACGUGCCCUCGAGCGAGCUGCAGAUCUACACCUGGAUGGAUGCAACCCUGAAAGAACUGACUAGUUUAGUAAAGGAAGUCUACCCAGAAGCCAGAAAGAAGGGCACACACUUCAAUUUUGCAAUUGUUUUUAUGGAUCUUAAAAGACCUGGAUAUCGAGUUAAGGAGAUUGGCAGCACCAUGUCUGGCAGGAAGGGCACUGAUGACUCCAUGACCCUGCAGUCACAGAAGUUCCAAAUAGGGGAUUAUCUGGACAUAGCCAUCACUCCUCCAAAUCGGGCCCCUCCUUCAGGACGGAUGAGACCGUACUAAAUUCUAUUGACUUUCUUGAAGUUAUUUUUCAGCCAGUUUGUAAAAUAAACUUACUUAAUCUUUUCCUCCCUUGAACCUUGCCAUUAAGCCUUUAAAUUUUAAGCAAAUUGUAACACAUUUAUUUAGGAAUUAGAGUUGGAUGUACUUUGGUAUAUUAAAGAAAAUGUAUGUCUUAAACCCUUCUGUAAAAUACAAAGAAAAGUGCUCUUAGCAUUCUGUGUAAAACUAUUGCGAAAUACAUGUGUGCAAUUAGCCCAUUUGUGAAAGUUAGUGGUGACGUGGGAGCAAUCUCAACUCAUGGAUUUUUAUUAUGCGGCAGAGGGCAUUUUAAGCCCUAAAGAGGCAGAACAAGAAAGCCAUGGAGUUUGUAUAAAAUGGUGCAGUAUGUUUGUGACCUUAGACUAGAGGCCUAAGACGAAUUGAAGAAGCUAUCUUGUGUUGGAAAAGUUUGUCUCACAUAGGUGAUGAGAGCUGGAGAGAUGACUUUGGUUAAGAAAACUUGUUGCUCUUGCAGAGGACCCAGGUCCUAUUCCCAGCAUCUCCGUGAUGGCUCACAUUCUAACUCCAGUCCUAGAGGAUGAGAGCCCUUCUCUUGACCUCAGCAUCAAGCAUGCAUGUAGUGGAGAGAGGAAAUGACUCGGUCUAGGCUACAGUGAGCUACCUUCAAGAGCUGAGAGUGGAGGGAGAAAGGAAGCAGGUCCUGUGAAGUGCGGGAGAACUGCGAAACCUAGUGCCUGCAGGGCAGCUGAGAUGGCUGAGCAGGUGAGUCAUGGACUAGGUGGCAUUUGUUGCAGUACCAGGUGUGUCGAUGUGCGUGCUGGCACGCGUGUAAAGGGCAAGUGAGGAGGGAGAGCUAGUUACUCACUGACACAGAGCUGGGCUUGUCCUACUGCUUAGCUGUGCCAGGUACCGUCUCAAAACCUCCACAGCUGAGGUGCAGUGAUUGACUCCUGUCCACGGGUAAGGCUGUGCCUGCUUGAGUUCAAGGCAGGCAUUUGGAAUAUCUGACCCUGCUUUAUUGAAUUCAUACACAAUUAGAAACUCCAAUCUUAAAAGUUUAUGGUAGUUUCCACUUUCAAGGUGGUUAAGAGAGCAGAAUGACUGCCUGUUGGGUUUGUUGUCAUAAACACCUCCCGAUGGCUAUGAUUUCAUAGGGUUGGCAAUGAAAUAAACUUCUCAAAGUAUUUAUUGCAUUGGGAUUAAUGUUGUCCAGGUAACCAUUCUCUGAAGACUAAAAAUCCCAGAUUUUUUUCCCCCCAAAUAAGGAAAUUCCUAGGGGCACUAAGCUAAAACCUAAGAUCAAAAUAAAAUGACAUUUAUCUGGAGGAAGGGGAGCGUGAACUAGGACAACGUUGGGAGCUGGUUCUCUGCUUCCACCGUUGAGUCCCGAGGUUGUCACUCAGGGCAGCAGGCAACUUUACCCACCGAGCCACCUCACUAGCCCCAAGUGCAUCUUAACAAUUUCGUUAUUUUAUGUAUAUGGGUGUUUGCCUACAAAUAUGUGCACCACAUGUAUGAAUGAUCCUUUCAGAGGUCAGGGGGUUGUGUCAAUUGUGGACAACUGGUUGUGAGUCUGCAUGUGGAUGCCAGGAACUAAGAGGAGUUCUCUGUAAAAGCAACAAGUUCUCUCUCUGACCCUUGGUUUUGAGACGGGGUCUCACUGUGUGGACCAGACUGGCCUAGAAUUUGGAGAAAUGACCUGCCUCUGCUUUCUACACCGGGUCAAAGGCAUGUGGGACCACACCUAGUACAAAGAGCAUUUUUAAUACCAAACAUUUCAGUCACUUUAGCAGUUCACCUGGAAAGGUCCUGUGGUGAUACUUUUUGGUUUCUCAUGGAUCCACCUGCCUCUGCCUCCCGAGUGCUGUAAUUAAAGGGGUGUGCCACUAUCCAGCAUGCGCAACCCAGAGCUUGGCACACAGCUGUUGAUUGUUUCCAAAGAGGGAAGGACCGCCUGUCCUUCUGCUCUGCACUGUAGGUUGCUGAGAUGUCCUAACCCUGUUCAGCAGCUUUUCACCACUUCCAAGGAAACUUCAUGUACAGCAACUAAAUUAAAUAAAAGCCGUUUUUAAGA
This is a messenger RNA of Microtus oregoni (creeping vole), 2623 nucleotides long. It is a transcript of the gene Sap18, whose product is annotated as Sin3A associated protein 18. Gene Ontology annotation, biological process: negative regulation of DNA-templated transcription. Gene Ontology annotation, cellular component: nucleus. The coding region runs from base 34 to 549 and encodes 171 amino acids. The record is from RefSeq and is a predicted model, not a curated record. The transcript is spliced from 4 exons. Gene Ontology annotation, molecular function: transcription corepressor activity; transcription factor binding. NCBI's taxonomy places the organism in Eukaryota, Metazoa, Chordata, Mammalia, Rodentia, Cricetidae.